AUGCCCGGUAUCGUCGUGUUCCGUCGCCGGUGGUCGGUCGGGUCGGAUGACCUGGUCGUUCCUGGACUGUUUCUCUUCGUCAUCCAUCUGAUAUGGCUCCUGGUGCUAGCUGUGGUAACUGGUUUGUUCCAGUACGACCUCUCGGUACGAUGCAUAGAGCUGCUGUGGUACUUUCAAAUUGGCUAUCUGGUGAUUUUGGGCCUUUGUGCCCUGCUGGAGUUAGCCAUCUGUAUCGUUUCGAUGCGAGGUAGCAUCCUGGACACGGGACCCCGUGUAGCCAUGCCCUACCUGCUGUACAUACGGAUACUAGUUAUGCUGGUGGAUCUAACCUGGUUGAUAUUGGGUGUCGUGUGGAUGAGAGACCACUAUCUGGAUUGUCCGAUCCAGGAACCGAAGGAAACCAUCCUGGCGGUGAUCAUCUGCAACCUGUUGGUGAUCUUCAGUAUGGUCACCACGAUCUGGUGCACGUUCGAUCCGGCCGGUCGAUCGUGGGUGAAGAUGAAAAAGUACCAACGAUCGAUGCGGGAGUCCGAGUCCCGUUUCAACUACAAACGCAGCGGCAGCCGGAGCCGUAACUGGCGCCAGCGCAAGGUGAUACGAGCCUACCAGGACAGCUGGGACCACCGGUGCCGGCUGCUGUUCUGCUGCAUGGGCAACAGCGAUCGGAGCCGGAAUUCGUUCACCGACAUUGCCCGGCUGUUGAGCGAUUUCUUCCGCGAUCUGGACGUGGUACCGUCCGAUGUGGUGGCCGGACUGGUGCUGCUCAGGAAGUUUCAAAAGCUCGAGCGGGAUGCCGUCGUUCGGCAGCGAAAAAACGGUACCUACGAGUUCCUGUCGGGUGUUCCCAUCACCGCCAAUACUCACUUCCUGGCGUUGAACGAUUCGAAGGACUACGACCACUUUCAGACUGUGAUUCGCUACAUGUACUUCGCCCAAGGUGCCUACGGUUGGCCCAUGUUCCUAAUGAGUCACUCGCGAACCGGGGUCUGCCAGCUGGGAUCCGAGCUGACCUGCUGCCUGUCGUGCUGCCGGCGAAAAUCCGGCGUAGAUGUAAUCGAGGACAACUGCUGCUUCUGUAACUAUGCUGCACUGAAAAAGAUGCUUCAGGUUGGAGAGGUGGAGGUUAUCUACGCAACAUAUCACGUAGACAUUGGAGAAACGCCCUUCUUCGUUGCGGUUGACUAUAACUACGGUAAGGUGGUGGUCAGCAUACGGGGCACACUCAGCAUGAAGGAUGUCCUGACGGAUCUCAACGCCGAAGGCGAGUGCUUGCCAUUGACACCCCCGCGGGAAGAUUGGUUGGGCCACAAGGGCAUGGUACAGGCAGCAAUCUAUAUUAAGAACAAGCUGGAGGAAGAGAAUCUCAUACAGCGAGCGUUGGCUCACAAUCCAGCGCGGGGGACACAAACCUUCGGUUUGGUCCUGGUAGGGCACUCGCUGGGCGCCGGCACGGCGGCAAUUUUGGCCAUUUUAAUGAAACAGCAGUACGAUGAUUUGCACUGCUACAGCUAUUCACCGCCGGGUGGACUACUGAGCAUGCCAGCCGUAGAGUACAGCAAAUCCUUCAUCACGUCGGUGGUGGUCGGCAAGGAUGUGGUGCCUCGGAUCGGCCUGCACCAGAUGGAGGCCCUGCGAGCGGACCUGAUCAACGCCAUCCAGCGGAGCAUCGAUCCGAAGUGGAAAACGAUAGCCUGCUCGGUUAUCUGCUGCUGCUGCGGACCGGAACCUACUUCGGUGACGGAAAUGUCCUCCAAGGUUGAAAACGUUCGCCGCUACGAACAGGACCGGAACAGUGCCCGCCAAAGCACGGUGCAUCCGAACGACAACUCCAUCGCCCUGACGCUGCACCAUCCGCUCUACCCGCCCGGACGGAUCAUUCACAUCGUUCGGCAUCAUCCGAGUCAGGAAGAACACAAGUACGAGAAAGGUUGGAGUAGACAAAUGCUGAAAAAGCACGAACCAGUGUACCAGGCGAUUUGGGCCAACAAUACCGACUUCGACGAGGUGCUUAUCUCACCGGUGAUGCUGCAGGACCACAUGCCGGACAAGGUGCUGGCGGCACUGAACAAGGUUAUAACCACCGUUGGCCCCCGUAAACCCCAGCGCCAAUCAUCGAACGCAAAUUCAUCGAUCGCUUCGGAAGCGGCUUUCGACGGGCUCCUUCCGGACGGGCAACAACUUAUUUCGGCCAUUCAGCCAGCCGGUGUCUCCUCGCUACAAAGCCCAGCCUCCCCUUCGGGACUGCACAAAAUUUGCCUGGAAACUUCGUUCACUAGUCUUCAGUCGCCGCUGGAUCACUACCAACACAAUCCACCCAGUAAGGCCUCUUCCGUAGCGGGCAGCAUCCUGGGCGUGCGCAGUCAGCUCUCCAGUACGGUGGAUGACAGCGGAAUCCCCAAGAGCCUAUCCGGUCCGAGUGAGGCGACUACGGUGAUUUUGAACGAUCCCCUCCUUGCUCAAUACCACAACCAACAGCCGAGGGCGUCCAGUUCGGCUAGCAAUGCCACCACUGCCAAGACGGUAAACUUCAGCGCAUCUCCAACGAUACGGCCAACGCUACCACCACCGACGGUAGUUCCGAGUGACGCUCAAAAGAAACCGAACAGCCUAUCGUGGAACGGAACCCGGCAGAAUUCCUGCGAGAUAAAGAAAGUGGACCUCAUCCAUGACGACUGGUUCGGACUGGCUCCGCUGGCGAGUCCGGAAAGCCUGUCGGAGCUUUCCAGUAUCAGCUCGCGAGCUAGUUUCGGAGCUAACUUGGCGUCCAGUAUCGAUCGGUAUCUGGAAAAGAUAACGGAAAGCCACGAAGGGGGACGAAGGGGUGAUGGAUCCGAUCCGCUGCUAGAGUCGCAGCUGCACACGCCGAAAAUCAUGCGAAGAACUCCGAAGGUCAGCGGAAAUCUUUCGAUGUGCGCUGAGGACAUGAAAACCAUCAACAGUUACAAGCGAAUGGGUAAGAUCUUCGUACUUAAUCGGGCUCCCUCGGACAGUGACUCCACGAUGGACAGCUACGAGUCGGCACAUAACGUAAUCGUUCUGGAUGGCAAUGGAAUCAUCGGACUGGAGGAGCUUGGCAGCACCGGAGCAACCUCUCCGAUCAAGGAGAACUCAAAAUCGGCGGAUAACCUGGACGAGUUUAACUCACGGCAAGCCUCGGCAGGAAACGGUGCGAGCUGCAGUAGUGGCGGAACCAAAAAGACCUCAUUUACCGUUAGUGAUAGUGCAAUCCAGCACGAAUGCACCUCGAAUUGUCCCUCGUGUCCUUGUCGGCGCUCUCCCGGUGGACCAUGUUGCCAGAAGUUCAAUCAUCGCGAUUGCUACAACUACAAGUACACUUCGUUCAAUAUUUUUAAGUUCAAUAGCAGUAGGGAUAGCGGUAGUGCGCGAGGAAGCAAAACGGCCAGUUCCAGCGACACCUAUCACAGUGCCAUGUCUUCACUGACCGGCGAACUCGACCACCACAGUGGCACCAGUACAAACAACUUCAACUCUAGCAGCAGUAGCAGCAGUAGAACCCUCCAGAAUACCUGCCUAAAACCGGGAGUACUAGAAUCUCAUUUCCCCGUCUAUCCGGAGACGGUUUCGGACGAACGUCUCUCGCUGCUGCCGAGCACUGCCGAAGGCAGUCCCGUUCGCCUCUCAACCGUGGCAACAAUAAACAGCCAACGUUUGAACCUAAAAAGCCAACUCUGUUCAUCGGGCAGCAACAACAAGCGCCACAACGAGGACGACCUGAACGCAUUCUGCCGCAACGAGUCGCUCCCGCUACUGGCCAAUCUGGUGGAAAAAUCGUCCCCAACCAAGUACGUCCGCAAGAAACAUUCCGCCGUUUACCCGAGCGAAGCCGGCCAUCCGAUCGCGACCGCAGGUUUCAGCGCCAGUGCCAGCGGCACCAGCUGCAGCAGCAACGGCGGUGGCAGCAUCGCAACCAUCCAUUCGUCCUCAUCGUAUUCGUCCGUCACCUCGUCGUCGCCCAGCCGGCAAACCCAGAAGAACGAAAGCAGCGUUUGA
Sabethes cyaneus is the source of this 4011-nucleotide messenger RNA. RefSeq lists its product as uncharacterized. The coding region runs from base 1 to 4011 and encodes 1336 amino acids. The transcript has 11 exons. Lineage: Eukaryota; Metazoa; Arthropoda; Insecta; Diptera; Culicidae. Gene Ontology annotation, biological process: lipid metabolic process. Gene Ontology annotation, cellular component: dendrite membrane; postsynaptic membrane. The record is from RefSeq and is a predicted model, not a curated record.